UAAGACUCCCCUGAGGGGGUAGUCCGAAAGCGGUGAAAGGUUCAGUAGUUGCGCCGCGGCCCAAGGGGGCGAAAGCGACCGGAGGGACGCGCUGGAGGCUGUUUAUAGCCCUGUCAGGCCGGCGUCGGGAGGGGAGCCGAGGCGGAGGCCUGAGGGUUCCUUGGAUGAUGGCACACUGAGAAACUUCCUCUGAGCCCAGGCCCCCAUGGCAUCCCAAGACAAAGAUGUGGGGCCCUCACUGCCCUCUCCGUGGGCCUCCCAGAUGGGGCCCUGGGAGGCCAUUCUUGAGGCUGUCAGGGAGCAGCUUCCGUCUCUGGACUCGGAUUCCUCUUUGUCAGACUGCGGAGAAGAGGAGCUGUUCAUCUACCAGCGAAAUCAAACCACCCUGAUUCCAGACUUGUCAGAGGAGCUGGCUGAAGACCCUGAUGGGGCCUGGGUCGCUCCGGCCAACAGGUCUCCUGAGCCACUUGUGGUACCUGUGGAGUUCUCAGCAGAGCCCUGGGGUGAAUGGAACGUAAGGAUGAAGGAAGGAAAGGACCCUGGCCAGCCCUUGGAGAGUGGUGAGAGCAGCUCUCUUAGGAUGCCCGAGGAGACCCCCACAUGGCAGGAAGGUGACCUUGGAGACAUGUCUUUCAACACCAAAGGAUCCCCGAGUCCUCCUUGGGGGCCGCAGGGAGAAGCCACCCUCUGUCUCUCAGAAGAAGACCUGAGGACGGACCCAAAUGCUGUCCCUUGCGUUCAGAAGGGCUCAGACUCUGCAAACCGGAGAGCCCUCCGAAAAGAGAGAAGGAAGAUGAUCGAGAGAGACUUACUUCAUAAAGUCACCUGGGGUGCCAGGGGCCCUACCUGCAGUGACCACAGCCAAGUGAAGGAGACACCCUGUGAAUCUGCAUCCACAGGUCCGAGACCAGGAACAUCAUCACAGGGGCCCCGGGAAGGCCUGCCAGUGCUCUCCCUCGAGCAACUUGAAGAGUGGGAUUUGGAUCACAUCCUUCAGAGUCUGACUGGACAAGAAGACGACCGGGGAGAUGGAGCACCUAGAGGAGUGUGGUGGGCAGCUGAUCACCUCCAGGGCCCAGAUCAUGCCAAGCCCAGCACCCAGGACAGGCUCAUGGAACAGCUCACCCUCCUAUGUGCCAAGCAAUUCAGAGCCUCUUCCUCUGCCUGGAAGGUGCCUGCAGACAUGCGCCCGGACAAUGAGCAGCUGGAGGCCAGAAGCAGAUGUGCUUUGACAAAGCUGAGUCAGCGUCGGCUAAGGAACCCAGUGGAGCCUCCCACCGUCUUCAUCGACCUGAGGCCCACAGAGCCAUCAGACCAGGGGGCACUGGAAAGCACCGGCUCCGGCUCCAGCUCCAGCUCCAGCUCCAGCUCCUCUGACAGUGAGGAGGCAGGGGAAGAGGAGACAGCUGCUCGGAGAGACUGGCAAGGCCCAGGGGGGCUACGGGACUGUACUGGGAAAAGUCAGCUUCUCCAGCAGCUCAGGGCUUUUCGGAAGGGGAUGGCUCAGCCCCAGUGGCCUGCCAACAAGGUUCCUAGGAGCCAGAAGGCUCCUGAAGAUACAGCUGGAUCUGGGGCUGGAAGGAAGCAACAUGUAACACUCUGAGUGCUUUUGCAGUGCAGGGCCUCUCAGACUGGACCCGUUACCAAGCUCUCUGUUAGAAUUUGGUCAGAACAUUUUUAUGCAUUUACAGCAGAGAUCCCAG
Messenger RNA from Myotis lucifugus (little brown bat), 1703 nucleotides. It is a transcript of the gene DNAAF8, whose product is annotated as chromosome unknown C16orf71 homolog. Lineage: Eukaryota; Metazoa; Chordata; Mammalia; Chiroptera; Vespertilionidae. The transcript is spliced from 10 exons. Bases 206 to 1603 code for a protein of 465 amino acids. The record is from RefSeq and is a predicted model, not a curated record. Gene Ontology annotation, cellular component: dynein axonemal particle. Gene Ontology annotation, molecular function: dynein complex binding.